This is a messenger RNA of Eurytemora carolleeae, 384 nucleotides long. RefSeq names its product 2-acylglycerol O-acyltransferase 1. The record is from RefSeq and is a predicted model, not a curated record. The coding region runs from base 10 to 369 and encodes 119 amino acids. Gene Ontology annotation, biological process: triglyceride biosynthetic process. Gene Ontology annotation, molecular function: diacylglycerol O-acyltransferase activity. Gene Ontology annotation, cellular component: endoplasmic reticulum membrane. The transcript is spliced from 5 exons. Lineage: Eukaryota; Metazoa; Arthropoda; Copepoda; Calanoida; Temoridae.
AGAUUAAAAAUGCGGAUUCUAGGUGUGGAGUUCGCUCCCUUGUCAACACCUUUAGAACGGCGGGUCCAGACUGUAGCAGUUCUAUACUGGAUGUCCACAUUUCUGUUUUUUGGACUUGGAUUUUCAGUUCUGCUCCUCUACCUUGUUUUAUUUACAAGAUUCUGGUGGGUAUCUGUUCUUUAUAUGACCUGGUAUAUUUACGAUCUAGACACGUGUAACAGAGGCGGGAGACAUGGCUGGAGUGUCAGAUUUGUACGCGGUUGGUCUCUAUGGAAGCACUAUGCCAAUUUUUUCCCCAUUAAGGUAAUAAAGAAAUAUAUUAAUUAUAAAAAAUCCUUCUUCUCCUAUACUCCAAAGAUGAGAUUUUAAUAGCUUAAACCCGAC